Drosophila serrata is the source of this 1370-nucleotide messenger RNA. RefSeq names its product longitudinals lacking protein-like (gene lolal). Gene Ontology annotation, biological process: regulation of transcription by RNA polymerase II. NCBI's taxonomy places the organism in Eukaryota, Metazoa, Arthropoda, Insecta, Diptera, Drosophilidae. Gene Ontology annotation, molecular function: protein binding. Gene Ontology annotation, cellular component: nucleus. The record is from RefSeq and is a predicted model, not a curated record.
GGCCACAAAACGCAAAAGAAACUCAUCGGAAAGAGAAAAAAGAAAGCAGCGUUAGCGAGCGAAAGCAGAGAGUGCAGAAGCCAGACUGAAUUGAAACGAACUGUGGAUCUAACGGUAAACCUUUCGGCCACGCCUCUAAAUUAACACAAGGAGCUAUCUGCCCUGGAAUUAAUCCCGCAGCACGCCCCCAACAACCAACACAAGCUUCUUCAUGAUGUCGUCGGAUCAACAGUUCUUUCUGAAAUGGAACGAUUUUCAAACGAAUAUGGUGACCUCUUUCCGUCACUUGCGCGACGAGAAAAGCUUCACAGAUGUAACACUCGCUUGUGAGGGCCAAACCUGCAAAGCACACAAAAUGGUGCUUUCCGCAUGUAGUCCCUACUUUAAAGCGCUAUUAGAGGAAAACCCAUCGAAACACCCAAUUAUCAUCCUGAAAGAUGUCUCCUACAUUCACCUACAGGCUAUUCUGGAGUUCAUGUACGCCGGCGAGGUGAAUGUGUCCCAAGAACAGUUGCCAGCAUUUCUUAAGACCGCCGAUCGCCUCAAAGUGAAAGGCCUGGCAGAGACACCCAGUUCAAUAAAGCGGGAGGGUUGAUAUUGGUAUUAAACAAUAAACAAAACAACAAAAAAAUACAUAAAACACAACAAAAAAGAAUGAAACAAGAAAGGAACUAUAAGAAACUUAUAAUGUAUGCAAGAAAACAAAACAAAAUUCCAAAAAAGAAAAGGAAAAAACAUAAUGAGAACGACAUUUGAUAUACAAGAAAUUCAUGUAAAAGUACACUAGGAACACACACAAAGCUGACAGAUAGAAAUGAUUAGCCUGUAAAGAAACAAAGGUGGUGUUAACUCCACCUCUGCCCCACUCAUUCACAUGACCUUCCAAUUUGCAAGAACCGAAGUCCCCACUGAACUUGAUUUGAAUUAUGUAUUCGUUUGAUUUCUGCAUAAAAUAGUUUGUAAUAUAUUAUUAACAAUUACAAAAUAAAAUGGACAAAAACACAUCCACUCUGUAUAAAAGCAACGAUUAAGAAAUGCCCUGACAACACAAGCAAAAAAACAAAACUAGAAAGCGCACUUUUGUAAAGUAAUUAAAAGAGGGUUCAUUCAAAUAAAUAAAGAUAAUUAUAAAUAUAGUGUGAAAUGUGCAAGUAAAAGGAUAAAGAGCCGGACCGGGCGCGAAUAUUGCAACACAUUCGGUUAGUUUAUAAGCCACUAACUAACUACAACCCCAGACAUGCCACGCCCCCAAGAAACAAACAAACACAGACACACUGCAAACUGCACUCACUUUCCAAGCGACACACACGCAUCCCUCAUCUACACUUAAAGAAUAAACAAAUAGAAACAAAUGCAAAGCUGUACUUUAA